AUGGCUGUUGAAAAGCACGAGACUGAGGCUGGCGCGUCAAGACCGGUGUCGGCGAAACCCUCCAGCUUGACUCUGGCCGGCGCGACGAUGGCGGACGCGGGCGAUGCGGAGAACCAGGGGCAGCGCAUGUCCCAGCGGGAGUACUACAAGAACUACCUCAUGACGAAUGUCAAGGGCGAGUGGGCGACCGCGCCGUUGGUUGCGUUUUGUUUCAUGACCGGGUUCAUUGAUGCCGUCGGAUUCACAGCCGUCUUCGUCUGGCCAGGAUUCCAGACGGGCAACUCAGUCCAGCUCGCCCUCGCCCUCGCGCGCCUCUUCUCGCCCGGCAACACCGACUACUCCUUCCGGCCACCCGACCGCGCCGCGCUCGUCUCCCUCCUCACCUUCGUCUUCGGCGCCUUCCUCGGCCGCAUCGGCGACCGCAUGGGGCCCAAGACGCGGCUGUGGCUCUUCCUCGGGACGAUGAUCCAAGCCCUGUUCACGAUGGCCGCCGCCGUGUGCGUGUGGCAGAGCGGCGACCCGAGCGUGGCGGACGAACGCGGCGACCCGGCGUGGACCGCCCCGCUGACGUACGUCGCGCUCGGCUUCAUGAGCGCGAGCUUGGGCCUGCAGGGGAUCAUGGGCAAGCGGGUGAACGGGCAGUUUGCCACCACGAUCGUGCUCACGACGAUCUGGUGCGAGCUCAUGGCGGACCCGAAGCUGUUCAGCUUCAAGAGCUGGGUCGUCUCGCGCGACCACAAGAUCGUGGCCAUCCUGUGCCUCUUCUUCGGCGGCUUCUGCGGGCGCGCGAUCAUCGACUCGAUCGGCUCCGCGGGCGCGCUCGGCGUGGGCACGGGCAUCCGGGUCGUCAUCGCCGUCGGGUGGCUCUUCGUCACCGAGAAGAAGAACUCGGCGAAGCCGGGGGUGGGGAAGAAGUGAUUGGGCUUGAGCUUGGGGUGCACAUGGGGAUUUGGGGGAAUACGAUACGACGAUAAUGCUUCUUGGUUUCCACUACUUAUUAUCUUCGUUAACGAAUAGAAUGACUGGAAUAGAUUGUAUCCGACAUCAAGAGUAUCUGACGACCUG
Molecule: messenger RNA, 1065 nt
Organism: Gloeophyllum trabeum ATCC 11539
Lineage: Eukaryota; Fungi; Basidiomycota; Agaricomycetes; Gloeophyllales; Gloeophyllaceae
Exons: 4
Coding region: 1-918 (305 amino acids)
Source: RefSeq, a predicted model, not a curated record